AUGUCAGUCGAAGAAGGAGUCCAAAAGCUAAAGCUCACCCCUGAAGAACACGAACAAAAAAUUACUCCAUGGGAAGUAGAAGGUGCAGUUGUUGAUGGAAAACAACAAGGUAUCGAUUAUGACAAAUUAAUUCAACAAUUCGGAACCAAAGGUAUUACUCCAGAAAUGUUAGCCAGAUUCAAAUCGGUUACUGGACAAGAACCACAUCCAUUCUUAAAAAGAGGUGUUUUCUUUUCUGAAAGGGAUUUAGGUAAGAUCUUGGAUUUAUAUGAACAUGGUGAACCAUUCUUUUUAUAUACUGGUAGAGGACCUUCAAGUGAUUCUAUGCAUUUAGGUCAUAUGGUUCCAUUUGUGUUUACUAGAUGGUUACAAGAAGUAUUCGAUGUGCCUUUAGUUAUUGAAUUAACUGAUGAUGAAAAAUUCUUAUUUAAACAGAAAUUAACCAUUCCAGAUGUUAAAGGAUUUGCAAUUGAAAACUGUAAAGAUAUUAUCGCCGUUGGAUUCAAUCCUGAAAAUACAUUCAUAUUCUCAGAUUUGGAAUAUAUGGGAGGUGCAUUCUAUGAAAAUGUCGUUAGAACCUCCAGACAAAUCACAACAUCAACCGCUAAAGCAGUGUUUGGAUUCCAAGAUUCAGAUUGUAUUGGAAAACUUCAUUUCGCCAGUAUUCAAAUCGCAACCGCUUUCCCAUCCUCAUUCCCCGAUGUAUUGGGAUUACCUGCCAAAACCCCAUGUUUGAUUCCUUGUGCCAUUGAUCAAGAUCCAUAUUUCAGAGUGUGUAGAGAUGUGGCUGAUAAAUUAAAAUUCUCCAAACCAGCAUUAAUCCAUGCUAAGUUCUUCCCAGCAUUACAAGGUGCAUCUACCAAGAUGUCUGCUUCUGAUACCACUACUUCGAUUUAUAUGGGAGAUACCGCAAAACAAAUCCAAAAGAAGAUUAAUAAAUAUGCAUUCUCAGGUGGUAGAGCCACUGCUGAAGAACACAGAGCUUUAGGAGGUAAUCCUGAUGUCGAUGUUGCUUUCCAAUAUUUGUCAUUCUUCUGUCAUGACGACGAAAAGUUGAAGAGUUUGGAAGAUGGUUAUAGAAAGGGUGAAGUAUUAUCUGGAGAAAUGAAGAAGGAAUGUAUUGAAUUGUUACAAGAGUUUGUUGGAGCUUAUCAAGAAAGAAGAAGUAAGGUUGAUGAUGAAGUUGUGAAAUCAUUUAUGAAACCUCAUAAAUUGGUUUAUGGUCAAAAGGAAAGAGUUGUUCCUGUUAAACCAAGAGAAAAGAAAGAAAAGAAAUAG
Hemisphaericaspora subhashii is the source of this 1278-nucleotide messenger RNA. RefSeq names its product tryptophan--tRNA ligase (gene WRS1). Lineage: Eukaryota; Fungi; Ascomycota; Pichiomycetes; Serinales; Debaryomycetaceae. The transcript has a single exon. Gene Ontology annotation, cellular component: cytoplasm. The coding region runs from base 1 to 1278 and encodes 425 amino acids. Gene Ontology annotation, molecular function: tryptophan-tRNA ligase activity; ATP binding. Gene Ontology annotation, biological process: tryptophanyl-tRNA aminoacylation. The record is from RefSeq and is a predicted model, not a curated record.